This is a messenger RNA of Fopius arisanus, 2638 nucleotides long. Its product is annotated as U3 small nucleolar RNA-associated protein 14 homolog C. Lineage: Eukaryota; Metazoa; Arthropoda; Insecta; Hymenoptera; Braconidae. The coding region runs from base 174 to 2552 and encodes 792 amino acids. Gene Ontology annotation, biological process: rRNA processing. Gene Ontology annotation, cellular component: nucleolus; small-subunit processome. The record is from RefSeq and is a predicted model, not a curated record. The transcript is spliced from 2 exons.
AUCUGUUGGUUUCGAGAGUUGAAUAUGUCGACUGAAGAAUAUCGACUUGUUCACCAAAAAAUCGUUCUCUUCGAUUAAUCGAUAAAGUUCGUACUUUGUGGUGUCUGCACGCGACAUGCCGGCCUUAACCUCUAAUCCACUCCAAGAAAUUUGAAAGAAAUUAUCAAACAACGAUGGAAGACAUAGAAAAUGAUUUGGAAAGCGAUCAUGAGGUGUCGAAGGAACAUUCCAAGCUGUUGGAGGAGAUCUCGAAGCUUGAUAAGGGCCGGAGACUGAAAAAACCAGUUCGAAGUGAACCGAGUCUGCAGGUGUCAGAGUUCCACCUUGUAAACUCCGGAGUGUCAAACAAGGAGUCAGUCCCCCUGAAGGAGCUGCUCCACACCCUAGAGAACAAUCCAACCCAUCGUCCUCUGACUCAGAAGCUGAAGUCUCUGAAAACGACAAAAGCCCUGGCAAAGCCCCUGGAGAAACCACAGGCAGAUAAAUUGAAGCGAGAGGUCGGCUUCGAGAACACGAAGAAGGAGAUCCAGAAGUGGGAUGCUAUUAUCACAAGGAAUAGAGCGGCUCCGAAGCUGUCAUUCCCUCUUAGCCAGGGAAAGGUGUCACUAAAGGGUACCACAACAGAUGAAUUUGUGAAGCGGUUUCGAGUCCAGUCGGACCUGGAGAAGGAGUUGGCAGCUCUGGAGCCUCCAAAACAGGAAGAGGAGUCGAAGACUGACGAAUUUUCUCUGACUCUGGGGGAGAUCCUGGAGAAGAGGCGAGAAGCAGCGAGAUUCAGGGCUCAACAGUCAUACAGAGAAGCCAAGGCCCACCGCCAGAACAAAAUCAAAAGUAAGAAGUUCCACAGAAUUGCCAGGAAGGCGAAGAUCAAGCAACAGAUCAAGGAGUUCGAGGUGCUCCAGAAAACGGAUCCUGUUGCUGCGAUGGAGAAACUCGAGCAGCUGGACAGAACCAGAGCCGAGGAGAGGAUGUCCCUGAGACACAAGAGCACAGGUCAGUGGGCCAGGAACAAACAGGUUCGAGCCAAAUACGACACAGAGAGUAGAAAAGUACUUGCACAGCAGUUGAGCAUCAGCAAGGAACUCACGCAGAAGGUCAAGAAGGUAGAGGACAGUGAGGAGGAGGACGAGGGAGUCGUGGUCGAUGGCGGGGACAACCCCUGGACUAAUCCGGUGAAGUCUGAGGAGGAGAUCCAGGAGUUCGUCAAGGGGUACAGGAAGUACUGGGAAGAGAGGAAUAAAACACUUGAUCAGAAGAAAGAAAGAAAUCGCGAUGAGACUGUGGCAAUUAUUCCUGUGGACGUCCCCGAGGAUCUGAAUCCUGUGGAAAGUGUCCUCGAGGAAGUGGUGGAGAAGAAUCCCGGGAUCAUGAAUGGAGACUUGAAAAACAUUGGGAAGAAAAAAAAGACAGAUGUCGAAAAAAGUGGAAAUCCUGGAAAUAAAAAACCUCGGACUCCGGGGAAAAUCGAGUGGGAAGGAGAUGACGAGGGGAAUUUCGAGGUUGAAGAAGUGAUUUUAAAGGGGAAAGUCGUGAAAGUGAAAAAAUUACAGAAAAAAUUCACAUCUGAUUGGACUAUUGAGAGUUUUCCAAGGAGUGAAAUUAAAAAUAAUGAUUUUCCAGUGGAUAUUGAUGAGUUGUUUGAUAGAAUGGAAGGGAAGAUCAAGAAGAAGGCGAAGAACAAGAUGAGAAAGGUCCAGCAGAAGCUCAGGAAGCUCGAGCGGCUGGCGAGUGAUGAGCAGCAGAUGAAGGAAUCUAAGGCACUGCAGUCAGAUCUCUCGUUCAAGAGGACGAAAUUUCGGCCGGAUAUCGAUGAAGCCAUGGACGAGACUCUAGGGGAUGAGGCAACGACAGAGGAUAACAGAAAUCCAAUUGUUGAGGCGAGUCACGUGCGACGAGAGAGUGAAAUCGAUCCCACAAAAUUCAUAUCUGUGAAACCGAAGCAUCUGAAGACUCAGCUGCCUGAUGAAAUCGGAGAGGGGGCGAUGGAUGACAGCGAUGAGGAUGAAGAUCAGCGAAAUAUUAUCAGCGAGGCUUUUGCUGAGGACGAUGUUGUCGAGGAGUUCAGGAAGGACAAGGAGAAUGAGAUAAAAAAAUCACAGCCUGAGGACCUGGACCUGCGUCUCCCCGGAUGGGGCUCCUGGGGAGGGAAAAAUAUAUCUCAAAAUUCACGGAAGAAACGGAGAUUUAUCAUGAAAUUCCCGAAGGACGUGCCACGCAAGGACGAGAAUAAGGGAGACGUAAUCAUCGUCGAAGGGGCAAACACUCAGAUAAAACGGCAUUUGGUUGGUGAAUUGCCUUAUCCAUUUACGAGUGUAGCUGAGUAUGAGGCCAGCAUUCGGGCGCCAAUCGGUCGAGACUUUGUCCCUGAAAAUGCCCAUAAACGUCUGAUAGAACCAGAGGUUUCCACGAAGAUGGGAACCAUUAUUGAACCCAUGGACGAGGAGGUGUUGGUGAAGAAGAGUAAGAUUACUGGACUGUUGCCGGAUAAACAGAAGAUCGAUAAGAAGAGUGAUAAGAGGAAAGCUGGGAUUAAGAGGAAGAAAAUUGAGUGAAAUUACACCCCCUGGGGAGAGAAACGGUGUACAUAAUCAAAUUAAUUGUUCAAAGUGUCGAAAAAUAAUUGCUUUGAUGUGGAGAG